This is a messenger RNA of Oncorhynchus nerka (sockeye salmon), 2274 nucleotides long. RefSeq names its product LIM domain only protein 7-like. NCBI's taxonomy places the organism in Eukaryota, Metazoa, Chordata, Actinopteri, Salmoniformes, Salmonidae. Bases 86 to 1831 code for a protein of 581 amino acids. The record is from RefSeq and is a predicted model, not a curated record. The transcript has 3 exons. Gene Ontology annotation, biological process: regulation of signaling; regulation of cell adhesion.
GAAAGUUAGAAAAGAACAAGCCACGGAAAGCAAGAGCAAGUGACACAAUUCUGUCAGAUAAAAUUAGGAGGCUUCUCUCAGUUGUAUGUCAGCAACAUCAAUGAAGAGUGACCGUUCAAUGGAUUCCCCUCGUUAUUUCAAAGAGAGAGAAAAGGUCUCUCAGCCAAAAGCAGAAACAGGAGAACCAUGUGACAUCUGCUCUGAGCGCAAAGCCAUGAAGCUUUGUCUGACCUGCUCUGUCUACUACUGUGAGAAACACAUGAGGAAGCACUUCAUAAUACAAGCACUGAGGAGACACAUCAUGGUGGAUGUCACUGAAGAAGUCGUACUACAGAGAAACACCUUGGAGAAGAAGAGGAGAGAGGAGCAGGAGGAAGAGGGAAGGAGACAGGGACAGGAGGAGGGGCUGAGGUGGCAGACGAGGAAGGAGGACUUUAGGGAAGAGGAGAGGGGGCACCAGGAGGCUGCGGAACAACAGUGCAGAGAGAAGGAGAGGAAGAGAGAGAUGGAGAAGGAGAGGGAGAGAGAGAGGGAGAGCGAGAGAGAGAGGGAGAAGGAGAGAGAGAGGGAGAGAGAGAGGGAGAAGCAGCAGCUAUCGAUAGGGGACUCCUAUGGCUGUACUGACCAGGUCCAGCCUGAGACAUCCAGGGUAGACAGGGCAAAGUCCAAAUCCAUUCCUGAGCUGGACCAUGUGGAGGAACCAGAGAUCACAGUGACUAGCAGUGACAGGCUGGGUGAGGCAUCGUGGAUAAAUGGCCAGCAGAACCUGCCCAAGGUGCAGCUGGAGAGGCAGCAGAUCCUGCCCAAGGUGCAACUGGAGAGGCAGCAGAACCUGCCCAAGGUGCAGCUGGAGAGGCAGCAGAACCUGCCCAAGGUGCAGCUGGAGAGGCAGCAGAUCCUGCCCAAGGUGCAGCUGGAGAGGCAGCAGAACCUGCCCAAGGUGCAGCUGGAGAGGCAGCAGAGCCUGCCCAAGGUGCAGCUGGAGACGCAGCAGAUCCUGCCCAAGGUGCAGCUGGAGACGCAGCAGAUCCUGCCCAAGGUGCAGCUGGAGAGGCAGCAGAUCCUGCCCAAGGUGCAGCUGGAGAGGCAGCAGAGCCUGCCCAAGGUGCAGCUGGAGACGCAGCAGAUCCUGCAGAUGAAAAAGAAAGUCAGACUACGCAACGACGACAGCUGGAUCCGCCAGUGUUCCACCAGCAAGCCUCCUGCCACCGGACCCAUCAGGAAAGGCAAGUCUCUCGACAACCUGGACAUCUGCUCUUCCUGGCACUCGUCGUGGACACCGGAGAGCACCUCCUCCAUCCUCAACUACAGUUGGCCUCACUCUGCCCUCAACAGCUACAUCGGCCGGGUCGGAGGUCAUUCCGGCUCAGCCACUAUGUCCUCUCUCUCCAUGAGCUCCCUCAGAGGAGCCGGGGUUGGAAGCAACCAGUCUUCAUGGUCCCAGCGCUCUCCCUCACCCUCCUCCUCCUCCUCUUCCCCCUCCCCUUCUACUGGCCCCAAGUCCCAGUCAUUCCUAUCCGUGCAUGAAAGCAGCAGGACAGUGAGUGGCAAGGAAAUGUGUACGUUGUGUGACACGGCGCUGGUCGAGGGAGCCGCCAUGGUCAUCGAGUCCCUGGGGCUCGUUUAUCAUUUGACGUGUUUCAAAUGCAUCAACUGUAAGUCCGAGCUGCUGGGCGCAUCGGAGGUCGGAGCGGAGGUCAGAAUACGGAACCGACGGCUCUUCUGUGACUCCUGCUACGUGAUUGAAAAGUGGACAGUCAACCUCCGUGAGAAACGAGUCAAAAGAUUUUCAGAAGUAAAAGCAAGAUACACCAGCAGUGUUGUUUCCUAAGAGAGCAAAUGAAACACAGUGGGCAGAACAAGGAGUUUCAAGUGAAGUUGUAUUGUCACAUGCACAGGAUUAGCAGGUCGAACACAGUACAGGGAAACGUUAACUUGUGAGCUCUUUCCCAACGAUGCACAACGAAGCCAGUGAGAAAGAAAUAACAACCGGACAUGAAAGAAGAAACAUGAGGAUGCUGUUAUAUACAGGUCUGAUAUACAGGUCUGAUAUACAGGUCGUCUUAUAUACAGGUCUGAUAUACAGGUCGUCUUAUAUACAGGUCUGAUAUACAGGUCUGGUAUACAGGUCGUCUUAUAUACAGGUCUGAUAUACAGGUCGUCUUAUAUACAGGUCUGAUAUACAGGUCUGGUAUACAGGUCGUCUUAUAUACAAGUCUGAUAUACAGGUCUGGUAUACAGGUCGUCUUAUAUACAAGUCUGAUAUACAGGUCU